AUGGAAACCGCCGCAACGAGCUUCACGUCACGUAGACCAGCAGCUCAUACGCUUCCUCAGUUCCAUCUACCACUUCCGACACCAAUAGAUAAUCAAGUACCAAGUAUGAGAGUGACAGGCAUCGACAGCCUAAGCCCAAUCUCUCCAGGCGCCAACAACCACAGUACUCAACAUUCCCAGGGUGGAUUACCACUCAGUAGUCAACAGAGACUUUGGGCUGCAACAGGUACUCAGUCUUAUACGCACAGUCCAAUGAGCCACGGAGGGCAGCCUCCGCUCAUGCAGCAGAACUACAAUCGCCCGAUCUAUUCUCCUAAUUCCAAUUAUCGAGGCUCGCAAUCCCCUGGGACAGUGGAUAUUCUAGGAAGCUCUACCUACGACAGCGGCUCUUCUCCUUACCAACUUUCGGUUUCAGGAAGUAGUUUGGGUCAUUCUAACAUACUAUCACCAGCUUCGAACCAAACUUCUUUGCCAAUGAUGAAUAGUCAUUCCCAAGGGUCGCAACCUACAGCGCCAUCGACAUCCGCAGGGACCCCAGACGCCUACUCACGGCCGCCGACAGCUUCUGGUUAUUAUUCUGGACCUCCUUCAUCGACGACCCCGCAUACUUCUUAUUCAUCCUUUACUACCUCGCACACUUCUCCGCCACAAUCGUCUUCGAUAACGACUGGGAGCCUAUCAAAAAGUACCUCGACGCUCAGCCCGCAUCAACAGCAUUCUCCAAUGCAAGGACUGCCCUACAGGUCCCUUCCCUCUUACACCCUUCCUCAAACAAUGGGAGGCGGGUCGACAGUGGGAGGGCCGAUCAUGUCCAACAUGGCGAAUCCCGGAGGGCAGAUGACUAUUAUGAACGGCAUUGGCACAAUAGCGCAUGGAUAUCAUCCAACUGGACACUUGGUUAACCAGCAUAUUUACACAAACAGUCACCCUAUUGCACAAGAUCGCCCCUUCAAAUGCGAUAUCUGUCCACAGUCGUUCAACAGGAACCACGACCUUAAAAGACACAAGCGAAUUCAUCUCGCAAUCAAGCCGUUUCCCUGUACCUUCUGCGAGAAGAGCUUUUCUAGAAAGGAUGCACUAAAGCGCCAUAGAAUGGUAAAGGGAUGUGGAAAUGGGAAGACCCCGCCGACCGACGGAAUCAGUAACUCAUCGCAAGAAGAUAUAAAACGCGAUUCAGAUAUUCAAACAGGCUCUGAUUACGGUAUUAAGCAAGAGCCGAUGUAG
This is a messenger RNA of Daldinia vernicosa, 1224 nucleotides long. RefSeq lists its product as uncharacterized. The record is from RefSeq and is a predicted model, not a curated record. NCBI's taxonomy places the organism in Eukaryota, Fungi, Ascomycota, Sordariomycetes, Xylariales, Hypoxylaceae. The transcript has 3 exons. The coding region runs from base 1 to 1224 and encodes 407 amino acids.